GCGGCCAACAUAGUAAUGCUGUAUUGAUCUGGUUUCGGGCAUUUACUUCGUACGAGAUGAUCUUGUUUUUCGUACUAGCAGGGUUUGUUCAGUACGAGGGAUUGUACGUUGCGGCAAAGCCUCUGUGUCCCGAGGAAACAUACUAUGACACGUCCACACGUAACUGCGAUCCGUGUAGUCUCAUUUGUUACCGGGCUGAAAUUCAGGGGACAGCAAAAAAGUGCCAGGAACUCUGUCCAGGUUACUCCAUGUCUACACCAUCAACAACACGAGCCGAAACUGAUGAACCUGGGGACGACAACUUAAAAAUCCUGUUGGCUGUAAUUAUGUCCCUUGUGAUCAUAGUUGCAGUUAUAAGUAUUCUCAUCCUCAAGUACAGACAGAAGAUAGCACAAAUAAUAUGCAGCUGGAGACAAACCCCACACGAGGUCAUAGGUCAUGGUCGGAGAGACGCUGGGUCCGGGGUUAAAGCUCACGACCAUCAACCACACAACCUGGAACCAGUUGAUAUGUUAAAUCUGGAAAGACAAGAUGAGGAAAUUAGCAAUGGAGUCGGUGGCGACCAGUCGCGUGCAGUUUUUAAGAAUGCUCAGGAAAGUGAACGAAUGCACACGCAAGAAACUGAUAAGAUGCUUGAAGAGCAAUCUGAACAGACAGGUGGAAAAUACUGAUGGAUUGACUGUUCCGAGG
Messenger RNA from Gigantopelta aegis, 690 nucleotides. RefSeq lists its product as uncharacterized. The coding region runs from base 57 to 671 and encodes 204 amino acids. The record is from RefSeq and is a predicted model, not a curated record. NCBI's taxonomy places the organism in Eukaryota, Metazoa, Mollusca, Gastropoda, Neomphalida, Peltospiridae. The transcript has 3 exons.